CCAACACGCCCCUCCCCCCGGAAGCGGACCGCCGGCGUCCGGAAGGCGUGGCCGCGACGCGGCGUGCGUCCCGUCCCCGUCGCGCGCUGAUUGGCCGCGCGCGCCAACCGUCGGUAUUUGAAUCGGCGGCGGGCGAACGGGCUCCCGGAUUCCGCGUCUCCCGCUCCCUCUGUUUCGCGUGGCCGCCAGCAGAAUGAGUCUGCAGAUCUACAAUGAUGAAAACGUCACUGGUGACAGAAGUGCAGAGAACUGUGAGUUCCUGUUUUCACCACCGGAACUUACUGGAAGACUAUCUGUUCUUCGUCUGUCACAGAAAGAAAAUGUGCCACCCAAGAGCGUACUCAAAGCUAUGAAAGUGACUUUCCAGACUCCUCUGCGGGACCCACAGACACACCGGAUAUUAAGUCCUAGCAUGAGCAGCAAGCUCGAGGCUCCUUUUGCUCUGGAGGAUACUGUUGGCUUAGAAAACUCUCCUCAAAACCGGACCCAGAAAGAGAACCAACAGUUCGCCAAGGAAGUGGACACCAAAAUGACCAAUGGAAUUCUCCACAAACCAAUGAUGGCCAAUGCCAUCCCCGCUCCAGCAGAUGUGAGACCAACCCCUGAAGAUUGGCAGCAUUCCAGUGGGCCCACCUCAGCUCACCUGGCCAGUAUGGAUCCCUCAAGCUUUCCCCAGAUGCCAAAACGUCCUGAAAAUCAAGUGGCUUCUCUAGGACAAAUGACUGUGAGCCCCAAGCAAGCCUUGGAGGAAAGUGUUCAUUCUUAUUUCUCAGAAAAGAGUAUUCCCUCCACCUUGGAAAUCAUAGAAGACCCUUCCCAGACGGCUACCCCAGACCGAACAGAAGACCCUCCCGAAACCAUCAGAGAAAGCCCAAACUGGGUCCCUGCUUCCUCAGCUAGGGCUGCUUUGCCCCCUACAACUUGCCCUGCAGGAGCAGGUGGAGAAGGGCCCCCUGUAGACCUUCCUGGUGGGGCCCCGGCCUUCCCUGAAGAGCCCUCUGGUCCUGGGGAUGCCACACUGGCCAGCCGUCUGAAGGCUGAAGGGGCCACAGCCCCAAGUCCUCAGAAGAAAGAAGCUGAUGGCCAGAGAGCCACCUCAUGGAAUGGCAGGCCCAUAGAGCUAGAAUUUGAUUUCUCCGAUAAUGCUACCAGCAAAACAUUGCCCGCACUGAGGGAAUUGGGGACAAGACCUAGCCUUAAACCUCCCUCUGGGAUGUCAGAGCCGCAGCAGGAAAAGGCCCCUGAGGAGGCCAGUGAGGGGCCCAUUCCCCUGCCCCGGAGGUCUUACAGCCUGGACUGGAACAAGCUGGAUGACCCAAACUUUAACCCAUUUGAAGAUGGAGGAGAGGCCCAGCCCUCAGAAUGCCCACAGAGCAGGCCAGCCGGGCCUGUGGCCAAGGAGAUAUUUGCUAGUCCCGAGGCCACGGGGCCCUCCUCUCCAAGCCUGCAGGUGCCUUCAUUCUCCUCGGAUGACACGCCUGGGGUGCAGACCGCAGCCAGGACCCCAGGCACAGCAGGCGAGGAGGGAGCUGCGGACCCUGCAGGUGCACCAGCCCCCAGGGGCAGCCUGGGCGGUGAGCCGGCGCCCCCAACUCCUCCACGGGGCCUGGAGCCCACUGCUGAGCUGGCUGAGGAGCAGUUCCGAGACCCCACUGAGGUUCUAGGCUCAGGAGCUGAGGUGGAUUAUCUGGAGCAGUUUGGGGGUUCCUCGUUUAAGGAGUCAGCCCUGAGAAAACAGUCCUUGUACCUCAAGUUUGACCCGCUCCUGAAGGACAGCCCUCAGAGACCAGGGCCUGUGGCUCCAGAGACCAGCAGUGCACAGGAUGUGGCCGUGCCUUCCUCAGGAAGCUUGCCAGAGGCGAAGCUCGUGGAACUUGACUUCCUGGGACCCCCAGAUGCUCCCGUGCUGGAUCCUCCUCCCUGUGUCUUUGGGCCUGGGGGGCCACCGCUGUCCAUGGGCUCCAUCGUGGACGUGCUGCAGUACAGCCAGAAGGACCUGGAUGCAGCGGUGGAGACCACACGUGAGGAGAAUGUGCUGCUGAGGAGCCGGUGUGAGACGCUGUGCGCCAGGAACCUGGAGAUGGGGAAGAUCAUGGACGGCUUUGAGGGGAUCGUGUACCAGGCGAUGGAGGAGGCUCAGAAGCAGAAGGAACUUGCAAAAGCAGAGAUCCAGAAGAUCCUAAAGGAAAAAGAGCAGCUGACUGCAGACCUGAGCUCCAUGGAAAAGUCUUUCUCUGACCUCUUCAAACGGUUUGAGAAACAGAAGGAGGUGAUCGAGGGUUACCGCAAGGUAGGUGGUGCCAAGUGGGCCUGUGCCUGUCCUCCCACACGGCGUCCCCGGGGCAUCGUGUUCAGCCACGGAGCCAGCCUGCCCCAUGGCCUCACCUUGCUGAGGGCCGGAAGCUGCUCACUUGCCAGGCAGACCACCUGGGCAGCCCCCUGGCUGUGCCCUUCCCUUGCCAGCGGACCCAGGCUUGGCGGAGGUUACUAUUUGUCCGGGGACUUGAGCAGAGGGGCCAUGGGGCCUAGACUGGAGACAGAGCCCCAGCAGGCUGAGUGGGUGCCUAGGAUGCUCACUGGCUGCCUCCUGGAGGAGGACUUGGGCCCCUUGGACCUCAGUGGCCCCACUGCAUGGGGCCUACGGGCUGCCCAGCAUUCUGGGCACACAACCGGGCAGGGCUCUCCCGUGGCCGACCCUUUCUUUCUCUGCAAGAGGAGUCACCUGCAGGAGCUGGUCCCCUUCCAGAGGGCAUCGGGACAUGCAUGCAUGGCAUGCAGUGAUCACACGCACAGCUGCUGAGACAGGCCUGUGUUGGGGGUGGGGGCGGGGGGCCUAGAAAGUGUCACCUGAUGUGUGGAAGAAGGAAGCACAGGGGCAAAGCUCAAAGGUGGGGCCUGUUGCCAUGAAGGAUGAGGGUUCAGGGGGCCCUGGAAGGCCCAGGGGCAGUGGGGGCACCACAUCGGGGCCUCAAUCUCCAGCCUUCCCCCUGCCCCUCAAGUAUUGGCUUUGUCAUGGUCUGAAACCAGACCCAGACUCAGCUGCAAAGCUGGGCCCAAACAGCCCUGAGGUGGAUGGCCCCAGCCCCAUGUCCAGAUAUGCCCUCCUGUGGUCAGCAGUACCUGCCAGAAGCAUGGGGCCACGGCAGCUGUGAGGGGCCAGGGGUCCGUUCUCACACCUGGCGGGGGGGGGGGGGACAGGUAGGUGUCCAGCUGUGUCCCCGUGGCUUGAUUAACACCCCCAGAAACCCUUGAUGGUGGGCCUGUCCACACCUGUCCAAAAAGCGAGGCCUGGGGGGCUCCAACAGAGGACACACCGCGCAGUUCACAUCUGCGCGUUCUCUAAAGAAUGAAGAGUCGCUGAAGAAGUGUGUGGAGGGUUACAUUGCAAGGAUAGAGAAGGAGGGCCAGCGGUA
Messenger RNA from Enhydra lutris kenyoni (northern sea otter), 3413 nucleotides. Its product is annotated as transforming acidic coiled-coil containing protein 3. Gene Ontology annotation, biological process: mitotic spindle organization; cerebral cortex development; cell population proliferation. NCBI's taxonomy places the organism in Eukaryota, Metazoa, Chordata, Mammalia, Carnivora, Mustelidae. The record is from RefSeq and is a predicted model, not a curated record. The coding region runs from base 194 to 2800 and encodes 868 amino acids. The transcript is spliced from 13 exons. Gene Ontology annotation, cellular component: cytoplasm.